CGCUGAAGUUUAUCCUCUUUUCUUCGUCAUCGUGACGCCCCCAGUCUACGGCCCUACUUUCUCUCCCUAGCGGACGAAAGCGCCACAUCACCUCGGUCUGCGACAGUCCUUGGUGUCCGAUCGAAGCAAGUUGCAGCCUCCGAGCAUGAAGGCUUAGCCCACAAAUGAGCGUGAAUGGUUGUCCUACUCCUAUAUGUGUCAGCUCUGAGUUCCGCAUGUUUGUCGCAAGAAGAGGAAGAAGAAACCCAAGUCUAGCCAUGUGAGAGUGUCGGUUGUAAUCGGGGGGAUACUGAAUCGAAAAUGAGCCUUUGUCGAUGAUGGGUUAAGGUUUGUGUUGUUGACUGAGGUGCAUGAAUUAGUCGAAGGAGGAGAAGUUCGAGUCUAGCGCGUGUGAAAUUCGUGCGUAGUGGGUGCAGGGGCUGGGUAGAGGCUCCCGUCGAACAUUCAGAAGAAUUCAGGAGGUGGGUGACAGGUCGUUUUCGCAGACCGAGCCGCGGUGGGUCUGAAAGGGUUCCAAAGGGUUUGAAUUUCGAAUUCGCUGGACGGCACUUGCCCUGCAUUCCAGAGCGUUGGAGUAGGUUAGGAGGGAUCAAUUGGCGUGCUUGUGGAGGAAAAGAGGAGGAGGAGGAAAGUGGCUUAUGUAAUUCGUGAAUCGAGGGUUUUGUUUGGCCGUGUCUUGUAUAUCUUUGCGAUAUAAUCAAGUGUUGGGGUAUAUUUACAUGAGGUGAUCAAUCAGGGUGGAGUCCUUGUGAUGAUCUUGGAUUUGAGGUGAAUUCUGAGAAAGGUAUUGAGCACUUGUUUGCUUUCAAGAUGAUGGUCUCUUUCAUCACCAGGGGAAUUAUUUGAUUUUGCAGAAUGUUACUCGGCUACGUGUACCCCGCGUAUGCAUGCUUCAAGGUAGUGGAAAGGGAUAGGCCCGAUUUGGAACACCUUCAAUUUUGGUGUCAGUAUUGGAUAAUAAUCGCAGCCCUGACAGUAUUCGAAAGGCUGGGGGACGUUCUUGUUUCCUGGGUGCCAAUGUACAGUGAGGCAAAGUUGGCUUUCAUCGUAUACCUCUGGCACCCAAAUACUCUGGGUACAAAGUAUGUGUACUCAACGUUUUUGAGACCCAUCGUGGCAAGGCAUGAGGCUGAGAUUGACCACCAUCUGCAUGAAUUGACGACUAGAGGUGGAGACUUGGCCUAUUUCUGGUGGCAAAAAUGUUCAAAUUACGCUCAAUCCAGGAUAUAUGAGCUUUUCUCGUAUGUAGCGUCACAACCAAACAGAACCCAGCAGGGUUCUAUUGCCCGUCAAAGUCGUCGUCGCCCCAAUUUUCAAGGUCCUCCACGUGGACCCCCACGAGAUCCUUACCAGGGAGGCCCUCAAGUUUACCCCCCAGCUCCACCAGCGGGAUAUCCUGGAUCUACUCGUGCGGGUUAUCCUCCAGUGAACGCUAAUACCCUAGAGGAUUCAGACUCGGAUUAUCAUGUCGUCGAAAAAAUUGUAGAAAGUCGUCCGGAAGGCCGUCCAGAAGGUGGAAUGAAGAGUAGGUCCGAGCAAGAAGUGCCUCCUCACGUUGGCAACAUAAGAGAACGUGUUCGAGCAGAUGAUUCCGGUGGUUCCCGAUACUUGUACGGAUGGUUGCCUGGUUGGUUUGGCACGUCUUCAGGGAAGGAAGACUGAGGUUUAUCGGUUUCCAUGGAACACUUACUGUUGUUUAAGACUUUUCACCUUUUCAAUCAACUCAACCAGAUCUUAAACCACGUUCAGUCUACAGCGGGCGUUAAUGCAGAGUAAGAUAGUGGUAGCUGUAAAUACAAGUCUUUUUCACCCUUUUCAGAGUAAAACAGUUCCCAGUACUCAUAAGUUGUGGCAAUUGAUUCUCUGGUGACAUAUAGGAGACAUUCAAAUAAACCCUGUUGGCUGAAGUUAUAUGGGUGGAAUUUUCUGUCUCAAGAAUUUCCAUGGCUACUAGUUGUAGUAUUAGCUUCAGAUAUCCUACAAUAGUUAAUCAUCAGUUUUCUCCUUCAACUGUUUCAAGCAAUCGGUAGGUACUGCUGCGAUAACUAAUAUCUGUCUUAACAUAAUGUAUUAUAAUGCUAUAUAUUUGUAAAAUGAGAAUUAUCUGCUAUCUCCAGCCGUAUUUCAGAGGUUGGAAACUUAGUGUUUAAGCAUGGCUCACAAAAAAAAAAAAAAAAAAAAAAAAAAAAA
This is a messenger RNA of Physcomitrium patens, 2190 nucleotides long. RefSeq names its product putative HVA22-like protein g. Lineage: Eukaryota; Viridiplantae; Streptophyta; Bryopsida; Funariales; Funariaceae. The record is from RefSeq and is a predicted model, not a curated record.